AUGGACGCGUUUUGCACUUGGUUAGGUAUCUUCUUUGUGUUAAACAUUAUCAGUCCUGGAUUUUCUACUUGUCUGCUGGGCUGCUCCUGCACUAAUGAUUAUUUGGGAAGGUCCCUACUGUGUAUGGAAACCUCCAUGGGACAGAUCCCAGAGAAUAUCCCUAAUGAUUUUACUAAAAUCCGAAUCGAAAACUGCCACCUGACUGAAAUACCCAGAGGUUCCUUCUCUCAAGUUCAUGCCUUAGAGUUUCUCUGGCUAAAUUUCAACGAGAUCACCUUGAUGCACAUCAAAAGCCUGGAGGGACUUGCCAACCUGACUGAGCUAAGGCUACAAGGCAACAAGCUGACUUCGCUACCAUGGACAGCAUUUCAGAGCACGCCCAGACUUAAAAUCUUGGACCUCAAGCACAAUCGUCUAGAUGUCUUGCCAGAGCAUGCUCUAAGACACUUGCCAGCACUGACCUAUUUAGAUUUAUCCUUCAAUCAGCUUAGAAUCGUAUCAAAAGAAGUGUUCACAAAUUGGCCUCUUUACCAAACCGCAGAGAAAGCGUGGGGGAAAGAAGGAAUGGUUUCUAACGUGGUUUUGGCACUACAUGACAAUCCCUGGUCAUGUGACUGCCGACUUAAAGGUUUUGUUGAAUUCAUCCGCGAGGUCAGCCCACCUAUCAUCCUCAUGAACUCAUACUUGAAGUGCUUAGGCCCAGCCUCCAAAGCAGAAAAGUAUUUCCAUGAGAUCCAGCUAAAAACCUGCAUGGAGCCGGUGGCUUCUGUCACAGAGUAUAACAUUUCUUUAUCUCUGGGAGCAAAUGCAACUCUGACGUGCCUUGUCCAAGCCAGACCUCUACCAAGCAUUCAGUGGAUGUACCCUCUGAAGAUUAUCAGAGGAUUUUCUUCUACCCAGACUCAGAUAGACGAGGAGACCAUCACAUCCCAGCUGGUGAUCCCAUCUGUACACCUAGCAGAUCGUGGAAUCUACACUUGCAUGGCCAACAAUUUUAUUGGGAACUCCUCUGUCAGUAUCUCACUCAACAUUGAUUCCUCCAACUCUGCUGCCCCUCUUCCACCCCCUGUACCCAUACUGUCAUCUGAUGAUAGUCCCCACAUUGACAUCCGGAUUGCCAAGCAAACCAUUUAUGGCAUUACCCUGGAGUGGUAUGCUGUGACGGACAAUCCUGCAGACAUGUGGUUCACCAUCCACUUUGGUAAGUAUUCUUCCCCCAAGAAAGAAAUGAUCUUUAUUGGCCCUGGCAUAAACACCUACUCAGUCAGCGACCUGCUCCCUGCCACCAAAUAUGAGGUGUGCGUCACCCUGAAGAACCACCCACCCAGAGAGGGUCAGUGCAUAAUUUUUGUAACAGGAAGUGACAUUAGUGAGAUGGAGCAGAGGGAAAGACUUAUCCACAUUAUUGUCAUUGUCUGUGCCAUGGUUUUGGCAGUGCCUGCAGGCAUGUAUGUAUGCACUACAGAGACAAGGUUCGGCUGUAUGGACCACUGUAUGGAUUUCUGGAAGAAGCGCAGUAGACGUGGCGAGAACGCAGAGGGCCUGGAAAGGCAGAACACCUUCGACAGCAUGCAGGCAGCCAGUGACGAAGCCCUAUGUAGGGAUUCAGAAAAACCAACAAAAAGGAGAAAAUCUGAAGACAAGAGCAAAGGUGGAAGUGCUGCUCACUUAUACUAA
This is a messenger RNA of Cyprinodon variegatus (sheepshead minnow), 1677 nucleotides long. RefSeq names its product leucine-rich repeat, immunoglobulin-like and transmembrane domains 2. Gene Ontology annotation, molecular function: protein binding. The record is from RefSeq and is a predicted model, not a curated record. Lineage: Eukaryota; Metazoa; Chordata; Actinopteri; Cyprinodontiformes; Cyprinodontidae. Bases 1 to 1677 code for a protein of 558 amino acids. The transcript is spliced from 3 exons.